UGUCCAUCGGCAAACAGACCCCCAUAGACGACUAAGUUAGCUUCUCAGCUAGCUAACGACUUCUGAAAUGGCGUCGUUAACGGUGACAGAACCAGGGAUAUGUAAUACAGGUGCAAUACAGACAGCCGAGUCUUUGGUGCCUGCUUGCAUGUUCGCGCCGGACCGGGGAUGUGCCGACGAGCAGUCCGGCGAAGAGGGCUUUGAAGACGGCGAGGACACAAACUGCGAGUCCGCGGAUCAUUUAGACUUAAGCAGCAAGCUGGUUCUGGUGAGUCCAACAGGGCAACAAUAUGAUUCAUUACUACGGCAUCUGAGGGAACGGAUAGAAGAGGGCUGCGGAGAGACAAUCUAUGUAGUUGGAAUGGGGUCAGAUGGAGGUGAUUAUGGUCUGGAUGAGAAGGACAUGGAGGCAUCAGUGGCGACGGUGCGGUCGCUUUGUGAACAGAUCGAGGCUGACCUCAUCCUGCUUCGGGAGAGGACGGAUACUGGCGGGAAAAUACGGGACUACCUCAUCCGCCGGCGAGUGGGCGAGCAGGAUUUUUUGGAAGUCAGAGUUGCAGUUGUAGGGAACGUAGACGCCGGUAAGAGUACACUACUAGGGGUGUUGACCCAUGGAGAGCUGGACAACGGCAGAGGAUUCGCUCGCCAGAAGCUCUUCAGACACAAACAUGAGAUGGAGAGCGGCAGGACCAGCAGCGUGGGCAACGACAUCCUGGGCUUUGAUCAGGAGGGACAGGUUGUGAACAAACCAGACAGCCACGGCGGCGGCUUAGACUGGACCAAGAUCUGUGAGAAAUCCUCCAAAGUCAUCACCUUCAUCGACCUGGCUGGUCACGAGAAGUACCUGAAGACCACAGUGUUUGGGAUGACAGGACACCUACCGGACUUCUGCAUGCUCAUGGUUGGCAGUAACGCUGGCAUCGUUGGCAUGACCAAAGAGCAUCUGGGUCUGGCUCUGGCCCUAAAUGUGCCGGUGUUCGUAGUGGUUACGAAGAUCGACAUGUGUCCAGCUAACAUCCUACAAGAGACGCUAAAAUUAUUACAGAGGUUAUUAAAGUCGCCAGGCUGCAGGAAAAUCCCAGUGUUGGUCCAGAACAAGGAUGAUGUCAUCGUCACAGCUUCCAACUUCAGCUCUGAGAGGAUGUGUCCAAUUUUCCAAAUCUCAAAUGUGACUGGAGAAAACAUGGACCUGCUGAAGAUGUUCCUGAACCUUCUCUCGUCUAGGACCACCUUCAGCAACGAUGAGCCCGCUGAGUUCCAGAUAGAUGACACAUAUUCAGUACCGGGUGUCGGCACAGUGGUUUCAGGGACUACGUUACGUGGAUUGAUACGGCUCAAUGACAUGCUGCUUCUAGGCCCAGACCCAUUAGGCACCUUUAUCCCCAUCGCCAUUAAAUCCAUCCACCGCAAGAGGAUGCCUGUGAGGGAGGUCCGCGGCGGGCAGACGGCGUCGUUCGCCCUUAAGAAGAUUAAGCGGUCGACUAUACGAAAAGGCAUGGUGAUGGUCUCCCCGAAGCUGAUGCCACAGGCGACCUGGGAGUUUGAGGCGGAGAUUUUAGUGCUUCACCACCCGACCACGAUAUCACCAAGAUACCAGGCGAUGGUUCACUGUGGGAGCAUCAGACAGACAGCCACCAUCCUGACCAUGAACAAGGACUGUUUACGGACAGGGGACAAGGCCUCGGUCCACUUCCGCUUCAUCAAGACCCCGGAGUACCUGCACUGUGACCAGAAACUGGUGUUCAGGGAAGGGCGGACUAAAGCUGUCGGCACCAUCACCAAGCUUCUCCAGUCGGUGAACACCCAGGCAGCUAAGGCCCAGCAGUCCAAGACUCAGGCCAAUAAGAAAUCUUCUAAAGAUGGAACGGCAGCCAAUGAAGAGGCUGCAUCAUCGGCACGACCGCCGAGCCCCAGCACAGCUCAGCUACCGACAGCGGCAGAGGAGGAGGAUCUGUGUAAAGAUGGCAACAAGGAAAACAAGCUGAAGUCUGGAGGCGGCGGUCGCAGGAGAGGAGGUCAGAGACACCGAGGGAAAGGCCUGAACUCUGCCAACAUGUCCGGCCCGUUACCUGCAGGAGCGGCGGGAACAGCCUAAAACACAAGCCCCGCCUCCUUCUGUUUGUACCUGAAGUUCACAGGUGGGGAAAGUGAGCGCGUCGGCCUCCUCGGACAUCCACCGGCUUUUAUUCGCACAUUUAGACGUGGACUAGUCGAUACCAUACUGACUCGUAGGGAUUAUUAGCCGCAAAUUUAACUGCACAGUUCAUAGCGUUUUGUAUUUUAAUACCAAAUCUGGUUUGUAGUUUGUAAAAA
Sphaeramia orbicularis (orbiculate cardinalfish) is the source of this 2313-nucleotide messenger RNA. It is a transcript of the gene gtpbp1l, whose product is annotated as GTP binding protein 1, like. The record is from RefSeq and is a predicted model, not a curated record. NCBI's taxonomy places the organism in Eukaryota, Metazoa, Chordata, Actinopteri, Kurtiformes, Apogonidae. The transcript is spliced from 15 exons. Gene Ontology annotation, molecular function: translation elongation factor activity; GTP binding; GTPase activity. The coding region runs from base 68 to 2095 and encodes 675 amino acids. Gene Ontology annotation, biological process: translational elongation.